Molecule: messenger RNA, 670 nt
Organism: Phragmites australis (common reed)
Lineage: Eukaryota; Viridiplantae; Streptophyta; Magnoliopsida; Poales; Poaceae
Product: phytosulfokines 4-like
Exons: 2
Coding region: 45-446 (133 amino acids)
Biological process (GO): cell population proliferation
Cellular component (GO): extracellular region
Molecular function (GO): growth factor activity
Source: RefSeq, a predicted model, not a curated record
UGUGUGUGCGUGUGUGCGAGAGAGAGAGAGAGAGAGAGAGAGAGAUGGCCUGCAAGUCCAAUAAUCAAGCUACUUGCAAUUCCUCAGUAUUGGUGGCAGGCUUUGUCACCUUCAUCAUCAUCUGCACGAGAGGAGUUGUUCAGGUAGCAGCAAGGCCAGAACCAAUACCGUCCAAUAUUAUUAAUCAUGAACUGAAGAAGCAUCUGCAGGUUAUUUCUUCCACGGGGGCAACCACUGCAACUGCAGGUCUCGGCCACAAGCUGGGGAAGCUGCAGGGAAUGAAAUCGACCAGCCUGGGCCAAGAAGAGCAAGAGAUGGACAUGACGAUGCAGCUUCAGGACUGCCAAGGGAAACAAGAAUCAGUUGAGGAGGAGUACUGCUUGAUGAUGAGGAGGACCCUUGUUGCUCACACUGACUACAUCUACACCCAAGGCAAACACAACUAAGCAGCAAUCCUAGUCACUGUGAUGGGAUCGAUCAGAGAGCAAAAUAAAAUUAUAGUGUAAUGCAAAUAAAAUUUGUCAUGUGAUGUUACGGUGGAGCCAACCGGUGAAAUAUGUAUAUAUUUACAGCUACCUAAAUGCCGCGCUUCAAAAGUAUAUGAAAAAAAUACAUAUGAAGUAUAUAUGUUUAAGGAAUACAUCACCAUAUAUAUAUAUUUGGUACUCCA